GCAAUCCGGAGUGCCCAACAUGGCGGCGGCCGUAAGGUGCAUGGGUAGAGGUAAGGCGAGGGGUUGUCUUGCAGGGGAAAUGGCUCUGGCACCGAGUCUCUGGUUGCAGCAGAGUGCAAGGCGGAUUCUGCUCUGGGUGCUGAAAAUGCCUCGUGCUGUUUCUGGUCUCUAGGUUUUUCAGAGGCCUUGAUACAUCAUCAAAGGCAUAGCCUUUCCAAGAUGGUUUAUCAGACAUCACUUUGUUCUUGUUCUGUAAACAUCCGAGUGCCCAACAGACAUUUUGCUGCUGCUACAAAGUCUGCAAAGAAAACAAAAAAAGGUGCUAAAGAAAAAACACCAGAUGAGAAAAAAGAUGAAAUAGAAAAAAUAAAAGCAUAUCCCUAUAUGGAAGGCGAACCUGAGGAUGAUGUCUAUUUAAAACGCUUAUACCCGAGACAGAUAUAUGAGGUGGAGAAAGCUGUUCACUUACUUAAGAAAUUUCAAAUUCUUGACUUUACUAGUCCAAAGCAAAGUGUUUAUCUUGAUUUGACACUGGAUAUGGCACUGGGAAAGAAGAAAAACGUGGAGCCAUUUACCAGUGUUCUUAGUUUGCCAUACCCAUUUGCUUCCGAAAUCAAUAAAGUUGCUGUAUUUACAGAGAAUGCAUCAGAGGUCAAAAUAGCGGAAGAAAAUGGAGCUGCAUUUGCAGGAGGCACUAGUCUGAUACAGAAGAUUUGGGAUGAUGAAAUUGUUGCAGACUUUUACGUAGCUGUUCCAGAAAUAAUGCCUGAACUUAAUCGAUUAAGGAAGAAACUGAAUAAAAAAUAUCCAAAGCUUUCUCGAAAUUCCAUUGGCCGUGACAUCCCCAAAAUGCUUGAAUUAUUUAAAAAUGGACAUGAAAUUAAGGUAGAUGAAGAAAGGGAGAACUUUCUCCAGACCAAAAUAGCAACAUUGGAUAUGUCAAGUGACCAGAUAGCUGCCAAUCUGCAAGCAGUUAUUAAUGAAGUUUGUAGGCACAGACCGCUGAAUUUGGGUCCCUUUGUGGUACGUGCUUUCCUUCGUAGUUCAACAAGUGAAGGUUUAUUACUGAAGAUUGAUCCAUUGUUGCCUAAAGAAGUAAAAAAUGAAGAAAGUGAAAAAGAAGAUGCCUAAAUGUGGUGAAUUGUGAAAUUACUUUCAGUGGUUUAAGAAGCAAUGGAGAAAAUGAUAAUACAGCAUAAUUUUUACAUUUGAUGUCUUGUUAUUGAUCAUACUUGAAAGUGAACUUUAACAUUGAAAAAUCGUACAGUCAUUUCAAGAAUAAGAAAAUAAAAUUUUCUCUUUGUCUGAA
Homo sapiens (human) is the source of this 1309-nucleotide messenger RNA. It is a transcript of the gene MRPL1, whose product is annotated as mitochondrial ribosomal protein L1. The record is from RefSeq and is a predicted model, not a curated record. NCBI's taxonomy places the organism in Eukaryota, Metazoa, Chordata, Mammalia, Primates, Hominidae. Bases 220 to 1131 code for a protein of 303 amino acids. The transcript has 9 exons. Gene Ontology annotation, molecular function: RNA binding; structural constituent of ribosome. Gene Ontology annotation, biological process: translation. Gene Ontology annotation, cellular component: large ribosomal subunit; mitochondrial inner membrane; mitochondrion.